Humulus lupulus (European hop) is the source of this 2601-nucleotide messenger RNA. RefSeq names its product protein DA1. The transcript has 12 exons. Bases 697 to 2256 code for a protein of 519 amino acids. The record is from RefSeq and is a predicted model, not a curated record. Lineage: Eukaryota; Viridiplantae; Streptophyta; Magnoliopsida; Rosales; Cannabaceae. Gene Ontology annotation, molecular function: ubiquitin binding.
CGCUUUCCUCAAAACGAUUGCUUUGGGGUCUUGUCGAUGAAGAGUUUUAAAAGGUUCCCAUUAUGUAAAUGUAACUAAAAAUAUAUGCCAUUCAAAAAUUAGGAAUAUUGAUUCCUCAACUGGGUUUGAUGGAACUCGUCAAAUCCUUUUGGGUUAAGACAAAACCCUUUUCAAACAUUCUACCAUUUUCUUCAAAUUUGACUUUCUAAUGGCGUACAAUUAAGCACCUCUUCUCCUAUUCUUAUGAUUAUUGUUAGAUUAUUCACCUUCCUUUAUUAUUGGGUUUUUAUUUCUUUUUCUCUUUCUUAGAUUAUUAUAUGCACGUGAAUGAUCUUAAAUUUUCAAUUUUUUUCUCGUUUCGUCUGAGAUAGAUAGUUCUUUUUGGUCUGGCAGAUUCUGCUCUGAAUCGAAAGAGAGAAAUAAAGGGUGUCUUUGUUUUUCUUUCUAUAUAGUUGUGUCCUUCAGUAGAUUAUUAUUAUUAUUAUUUUAUUAAUUAUUUAUUUACUCAAAAUAAAGAAACAGAGGCUGGGAGCAAGAAUCUCUUUUGUUAUGACAAUGUAAAAAAAAAAAAGUUGCUUUUUGAGCGAGUUGGGAUCAUAUCUGAUCUGGGUAUUCUCUACUUCCACCGUUUCUGCAGUUUGUUGAUUUGUUAAAGUUAAAAGCUUAAUUGACCAUGAGCAGAUAACACUGCGCAUUAUGGGUUGGCUUAGCAAAAUUUUUAAAGGCUCUAGCCACAAACUUUCAGAAGGUCACUACCAUGACAAAUAUGGAGAAGAGUCAACUUCUUAUGCUCCUUCCCAUUCAGGGGAAACGUGGUCUGAAAAUGAUAAUGAAGAAAUGGAUCGUGCUAUUGCACUAUCUUUAUUAGAAGAAAGUCAAAAAGGAAAAAGGUUAAUUGAUAAUGAUUCUCAACUACAAGAAGAUGAGCAACUUGCUAGAGCUCUACAAGAAAGUCUGAAUGUGGAGUCUCCUCCCAGAUAUGAAAAUGGAGGUGGAUAUGGGAAUGGAAAUGGAAUUGGAUAUGGGAAUAGUAAUGGAAGUGGAAGUGAUUAUGGAAAUGCAAAUGGCUAUGGAAAUACAAAUUCGUAUCAACCCAUCCCAGCAAAUUCAUAUCAACCCGUCCCUGCUUACUACCCAAUGGGAUACAGUAGGAUCUGUGCUGGUUGCCAAACCGAGAUUGGUUUUGGACGCUAUCUGAACUGUUUAAAUGCAUUUUGGCAUCCAGAAUGCUUCUGCUGUCGUGCUUGCAACCUACCCAUUUCUGAUUAUGAGUUUUCUACAUCUGGGAACUAUCCUUACCAUAAAACCUGUUAUAAGGAAAACUAUCAUCCGAAAUGUGAUGUCUGCAAGCACUUCAUUCCAACAAACCAUGCUGGUCUUAUUGAAUAUAGGGCACAUCCAUUUUGGAUUCAGAAGUACUGCCCUUCCCACGAACACGAUGGCACUCCUCGGUGCUGCAGCUGUGAGAGAAUGGAGCCACGAGACACGCGCUAUGUCACGCUUAAUGAUGGUCGAAAGCUCUGCCUAGAGUGUCUUGACUCUGCAAUCAUGGAGACCAGUGGAUGCCAACCCCUUUAUCUUGAUAUACAAGAAUUUUAUGAAGGUUUAAAUAUGAAAGUAGAGCAGCAAGUGCCCUUAUUACUUGUUGAAAGACAAGCACUAAAUGAAGCCAGAGAGGGAGAAAGAAAUGGUCAUUAUCACAUGCCUGAGACCAGAGGUCUCUGCCUCUCGGAGGAACAAACUAUCAGCACUAUUUCAAAGCGACCAAGGUUUGGAGCAGGAAACCGAGCUGUGGAGAUGAUAACAGAACCCUACAAACUAACACGUCGCUGCGAGGUGACUGCAAUUCUCAUCUUGUAUGGACUCCCAAGGUUGCUGACGGGGUCCAUCCUAGCUCAUGAGAUGAUGCAUGCAUGGCUACGGCUGAAAGGUUAUCGAACACUAAGUCAAGAUGUAGAAGAAGGGAUUUGUCAAGUGGUUGCUCAUAUGUGGUUGGAUGCAGAACUCACGUCUGGCUUAGAUAGCAAUGUUGCUUCUUCCUCCUCGUCCUCGAUGUCUUCUUCCUCUGCCGCAUCAAAGAAAGGGACAAGAUCACUCUAUGAGAAGAAGCUAGGUGAGUUCUUCAAGCAUCAGAUUGAAUCGGACAUUUCUCCAGUCUACGGAGAUGGAUACAGAGCCGGUCAACGGGCAGUACAGAAAUAUGGUCUUCGGAGGACCCUUGAUCAUAUUCGAAUGACGGGGACUUUUCCUUAUUGAUUUUUAUUUUUUGGUUCUUUACAGAAAGAACCAAAGCUUGGCCGUCUGAUUUUUUUUACUCCUGACCCGAUUAUCAUUAUCAGUGCAUAGAUAUCUCAUUCAUAUCAUUAUAGUGUAGUUUUUUUUUUGGGGGGGUUCUGUAAUAAGGUUAGUUUCCAGAGGUGUUGAUUUAAUUUGAUUAUGGUUUUGAACAAGUAUUUGUUUAUUGCCUCAAAUACGUAAAAAAAAAAAAACAAAGGGGGCGUAUUCAUUUGGCAAUGAGUAGGGAAAUUUGAGGCUAUUUGCUUUCUAAUACCCAUUAUUUAAACAAUAUGCCAAUUUUGAUAAUUGUCAUUCUCAUUUAAA